AAACAAUAUUAGUUCAAAAAGCAGACUUGUGAAAUGCAAAGUUAAGAGGUGCCUUUGGACUUCGGGAUCGACAGAAUUCGUUUCGCUCCGCCAGAUUCGCCAGACGCACUACAACUUUCCUCAGUCCUGAAAAGAAAUAACUAAUGGAUUUUUUACAAGACUUGAUUUAGACAUUUGGAGAUGUUUGUGUGUCGUUUGGCAUUUCUGCUGUUUAUUCAUGGACUUCCAUUCGUCUUUGUGCUGGGAGAGAGAAGCCAGAAGAACCUUUACAUCCUAGGGUUGUUUCCAAUGGGUGGUGCAUUUGAUGGAGGAUUGAGUAUUCAGCCAGCGGUUGAGGUAGCUAUCGACUAUGUUAACAGAGAUGAAAAUUUUCUCCCAGGAUAUCAACUCAAUCUGGUAUGGGAUGACACAAAGUGUUAUGAAGGAGAGGCCAUCAGGAUCCUUACAAGAAGGUUUUGUGAAAAUAAAACCUUCAUCAUUGUUCUGGGGGCUGGAUGUUCAGCUGUCUCUGAAACUGUGGCACAAGCGACACAUUUAUGGAACUUGGUACAGAUUUCUUUUACCUCAACAUCAGUACCUCUGUCGGAUGAAAAACGAUUUCCCAUGUUUUUCCGAGUCGUUGUUUCUGAGAGGCAGGUGAAUUAUGCCCUUGUUGGAUUAAUUAAGCAAUUUAACUGGACCAAGGUUGCAAUAAUACAUCAUACAAAUAAUUAUUUUGUAACGAAGGUUGCGGAUAUGGAAACCCUCAUGAAUAAAGAUAACAUUCAAGUCACUACGAAGGUUCAUUUCAGUGAUGAUUCCAGAAAUGCCGUCCGCCAGUUAAAGGAAACUGAUUCAAGAAUUAUCAUUGGCGGCCUUUAUGAAAAACAAGCUAGAAAGGUUUUAUGCGAGGCUUUUAAAAUUCGAUUUGGUGGAUCAAAGAUUGUCUGGUUGUUGCCAGGAUACAACAAAUUUUGGUGGAAAAAAGACGACACUGACUGCAGUGCUGCUGAAAUAUUGUCAGUCUUGGGCAACUCCUUCAGCAUGUAUACUUACCUACAAACUGACUCCAAGAUGCAAGAUGACAACGACAUCACACAAGAUCAGUUCACGGCUGACUACUUUCAGAAGGUCGACGAUAAGAAGAUUUUGGGUUAUGAUUUUGCGCCAACUGGUUAUGACGCAUUGUGGGCUAUUGCCCGAGCACUCAAUGCCACCAUGGCUGACCUUAAGAAUACAGAAUUUGGACUUGAAGAUUUCUCUUACACCAAUAAGUAUAUAGGCGAUUUGAUAAAGAAGAACAUGGUCAAGGUUGACUUCAAAUCAUUAUCUGGCCGUGUGUCGUUUUUUGAAAAUGGUGAUAGCAGAAGAGCAUUAAAGAUUAUGCAAUUGCAAGUUGACAAAACAGUAAUAGUCGGUUUUUACAAUCAACUUGAAGUCGGUGAUAAGUUUAUAUGGAAGAAGUCUACACCUCUGUUUUGGCCAAAAGGAAUAGUAACAAGAGAUUCUAUACAAAUAGUUAAGACAUCAGUCCAAGUGUCACAAUCACUACAUAUCAUCAUGUGUGUGUUAUCUGCCCUUGGAAUACUCCUGGCCAUACAUUUUCUGGUUUUGAACAUCAGACACCAAAAUACAAGGGUCGUUAAAAUGUCAUCACCCAACAUCAACAAUUUAAUUCUGUUGGGCUGCGUUAUACUGUACUCGUUUGUGUUUUUAAAUGGACAUGAUGUCAGAGAAACGCCAGCAUUAUGUGAGGUGAAAGGGUUUGUGUUGAUAGUAGGUUUCUCUUUGGUGUUUGGUUCAUUGUUUGCAAAGACUUGGCGUGUAUAUGUCAUCUUCCUGGCUAGUAAGAAGUUGCAAAGACGGGCACCUAAGGAUUUCUACCUGUAUUUCAACAUUGCUAUGUUCACCACCAUUAAUGUGAUCAUCAUGGCAAUGUGGGCUGUAAUUGACCCUAGCAGACCUGCAGCACAUUCAUUGGAGCAUUUGAAGAAGAUAGACCUAGACGAGGAUCAAAUGGAGAUUCCAGUAUUAUGGUACUGUACGACCAACAUGUACUUCCAAAUAGUUCUUCUCGCCAUUCAAGGCAUACUUUUGGUGUUUGGCGUCUUCUUGGCUUAUACCACCAGAAAGGUGAGCAUUCCAGCAUUGAACGACUCCAAAGCAAUUGGAAUGUGCAUCUACAAUGUGAUUCUACUAACUUUAGUUGGGUUACCACUGUCACUGAUACUGGACGACGAUGUUGACAUUAUGUUUGGUGGCAUGUCUGCCCUCUUCAUAGCUGGAACUACAUCUACUCAGUGUCUUAUAUUUAUUCCAAAAGUGAAACAAUUAAAGAAGUACAUGGAAGGAGACAGAAGCCAGUGCCGUGUUACCACGAGUCAAGAGAACAAAUUUUCAGAAAAGCAAUGUUCCCAUACUGAUUUUACGAGUAGCGCUUAAUAAAUUGCUUACAUUAAGAACAGCUAAAUAUGAAGUUGUGGUGUUAUCAGAAACGAUGUGUGAGAAUUGAACAAUUGAUAAAUAAUUCUUGAAAUAGUAACUAAUUCCAAAACCUGUAAUGGUACAUGACAUUUUAUAUAAAUUGUUCAAACAAUAUCAUCAACAAAA
Gigantopelta aegis is the source of this 2589-nucleotide messenger RNA. Its product is annotated as gamma-aminobutyric acid type B receptor subunit 1-like. Bases 181 to 2421 code for a protein of 746 amino acids. The transcript is spliced from 17 exons. Gene Ontology annotation, biological process: G protein-coupled receptor signaling pathway; gamma-aminobutyric acid signaling pathway. Gene Ontology annotation, cellular component: membrane; G protein-coupled receptor heterodimeric complex. Lineage: Eukaryota; Metazoa; Mollusca; Gastropoda; Neomphalida; Peltospiridae. Gene Ontology annotation, molecular function: G protein-coupled GABA receptor activity. The record is from RefSeq and is a predicted model, not a curated record.